Molecule: messenger RNA, 885 nt
Organism: Kwoniella shivajii
Lineage: Eukaryota; Fungi; Basidiomycota; Tremellomycetes; Tremellales; Cryptococcaceae
Exons: 1
Coding region: 1-885 (294 amino acids)
Molecular function (GO): oxidoreductase activity
Source: RefSeq, a predicted model, not a curated record
AUGACCCGCUCGGUAUUGAUUAUCGGAGCUGGAGAGCUUGGCCUUGCGUUGAUAGACUCUUUCACGACUCAUCCUUCCAAAUCAUCGGUUUCUGUCUUGUUAAGACCGUCGUCAAAGACGGACUUAUCCUCUUAUCCAGUGAAGAUUGUCCACGGAGACAUCUCGUUACAAUCCUCAGACUUUUCAUACCUGCUGAAAGGAUUCGAUAUUGUCAUCCUUGCAACAGGAUUUUCCGCUGGUCCAGGAACUCAACUACGUGUCGCCCAAGCUGUUUUAGAAGCCAAAGUACCUCAUUAUAUCCCGUGGCAAUAUGGAGUAGAUUAUGAUGUUAUAGGUAGAGGGUCGAGUCAACCUCUGUUCGAUGAACAGCUUGAUGUGAGAGAUUUGCUUCGAUCACAAGAGGACGCCAAUGGCAAGACAUCCUGGACCAUUAUAUCGACAGGAAUGUUCACAGACACCCUAUUUGGUCCCGCACUUGGAAUAGUAGAUCUCAAAAAUGGUGUAGUGCAUGCAUUAGAAAAGUGGGAUAAUAGAUUAACAGUCACUUCAUCAGAGGACAUUGGUUACUUGACUGCAAGAAUAGCUUUGAAUCAAGAAGACAUUCCUCAAGGUGUGAUUUUCAUUGCGGGAGAUACCGUCAACUUUGCAGAUAUCGCCAAAGAGGUCGAACGGGCAGGAUGGAAGAUCAACCGAAAAGUCAUAUCAAUUGAGGAUUUAGAACGCAGGCUUAAACUCGAUCCAGAUGACUUAGGGGCUAAAUAUGGUUUGAUAUGGGCAAGGAACAAAGGGGUCAGUUGGCCAGUGGAGGAUAGCUGGAACGGGAAAAAUGGUAUGAAAACAGAAACUAUAAAGGAAUGGAUUGAAAAGCAUUUACCCAAACCAUAG